This is a messenger RNA of Cornus florida, 12499 nucleotides long. Its product is annotated as PHD finger-containing protein 6. Lineage: Eukaryota; Viridiplantae; Streptophyta; Magnoliopsida; Cornales; Cornaceae. Bases 9928 to 11952 code for a protein of 674 amino acids. The record is from RefSeq and is a predicted model, not a curated record. The transcript is spliced from 8 exons.
UAUAUUUGUUCAUGCUUAGUUAAAUAGUUAAUUAAUGACUUUUUAUUUGACUGCUGUUAUAUAUUAAUAUGUGUGUGUUGACGGUGAGACGGGUUUUGCUUCAGGGAAGAAGAAACCCUAGUUUCCAUCACUCUGCACAUUUUUCUUUCUGCACUUCUUUAUAUCGUCUAUUUUUAUGUGUAUAUGUAUUAUAUAUGUCUAGUAAAUUAGUAGUAAUUCGCUGAUGGGUGAUUUAUAUGUGUGUGUGUUUGUGCACGCGCGCGUGUUAUCCUGUGAAGAAUAUAUAUUGGUAUUUGAUUUUAUUCUUUGUAGAUUGGACUUGUUGAGAUGAGUUACGCUUACUCAGAAUUCGUUGUUGCUAUUUUUUGUUUUAUUUUAUUUUAUUAGUUACACAUUCCAACUUUUCUUAUGGCUUGAGAAUGGCUUAUAAUUUGUUUCUUUUUGUUUUUCUAAUUUCAACUUUUACUUCAGUUUCAAUAACUAGAAAUUUAUAGGCAUAGAAGACACUGCACAGCACAGUGUAUAUGUAUCUAUGUGGGGGUAGUGAGAGUAGGAGGGAAAGACUAGAAAAUACUGAAGUUUGACAUUAUUUUGCACAAAGUGAUUGCAUCUAAAUAUGAACGAGCAUCCUUAAGAUUGACUGCCAAAUUUAAUUUACAACAAGCAGUGAUCCCUUUUUAGAUAAAAUUACUACAUAGAAAUUGGAACUUUCUCAUCAGGUAAUUUCUUUACUUCUUAUGUUAUUUAUUUGAUUUCAUUGUCAUUAUACUAAUUUUUAUCCCAUAUAGAUGGGUCAGGCACAUUAAUUAUCUUUUUUUUCUUAGUUGAUACUCACACACACAUGACUCCACUAAGGCUCGAACAUGACCUCCCUUUGGGAAGUAAGGGCCUGGUACCGCUAGGCCACUGGCCUGUUGGUCACAUUAAUUAUCUUUUCAUGUUCUUUCCUAUUGCACACUAUGUCUCCUAGUAUUUCUUUGAUUUCUUACCUCCAUUUUUAACUUUGAGAAAUUAUUACAGCUUUAAUGGGGUAUGUCUAAUUAGGUUAUUUAUUUGUUAGAUUUUUGUAUUGUCUCGCUUAUUAUUCCUUUCCGUGUCCAUUUUUCUUAGUUUCUAUAUGCAUUUUUUGGUCAUAUUCAAUUCUGUUGCAUGCCAUAUUAAAUUUCAUUUUGACCUUGUUUCUUAUUCACUAAAACAUUUUCUGUGUUCUAAGAAUUAAUUUGUUUGUAAUGCUUUGAUUAUCUUAAUUUGUUGUUGUGCUUUGUGUAAUUUUGAUACACUUGGGUUUCUUUCAAUACUUUCUUGCUAUGUGAAUAUUCGUAGGAGGGAUGCAAAUUUGUAUGCCUAGAGAAAAGAAGCUGUAUUUGCCUGUUUAUUUUCGGUGUAACUGGAUGAAAGUGAGGGAGGGAAAAACUGAUACUGUUUGAUUUGUCAACGAAGGUUUUUUGAAGGGCAAAAACAUAAAAAGAAAAGGGAGGAAAUCUUUUCUCUCCUCCUGAAUUCCACCUUUGGGCAGAGAGGAUUUGGAGGCCCGAAGUUAAAUCCCCUGUCAUAUCUUCCCCUUUCAUUUUCCUUCUUACCAAAAGAUGAAAACUCCAUUAUGCAUUCCCUUUUUGCCUUUAUCUUUUCCUUUUCUACCACUCCCUCCCACCAAAAGUCAUAUGAGAGAGUAGCCAUGUUAAAACCUUCUUAAUUUGUUCUAGGUAAAAGAGAGUGAAGUUUCAAAUUUACCCCUCCGUCCCACAAAAGAGUCGCCACAUUCCUCUUUGGGAUGUUGCAUAAUGUGCCUGUUAUCAUGUAAAAUCAAUGAGCUUGUAAGUGAAUGCAUUAACUAGAUCAAACAAUGGGAUACAGUUUUUGAAAGUUAGGCUUAAAAGCAAGAUGUGAUUGCAUUAAUUGCAUCUUCUAGAAGUGUAGGGUUUUCCAAGGAGUUCAUUCAGUAUGCAAUGGAGAGUUAUUUCUAGUAAGCAAAAAGCCAUAUUAUAUAUAUAUAUAUAUAUAUUCAGGUUUGAUAAUAGAAAUGUUAUAGACAAAAGUGCCUAUGGUGAUGCAACCUAUGUACACCGUGAAUAUGGAAGUAACCACCUAACUCCUUCUGUAAAAGAUAAGUCAUUAAGAAAAUCAACAAGGAGAAUGAUUCCAAAAAUUUAUGAACACCAAAAUUGAAAGAUAUCCAAGAUCAUUUGCUUAAUCCUAUACAUGGGCAUGUCCAAAUCUUUAAAUGUGUACCUGUUCCACCCCUUCCAUAUGCACCACACAAGGCAAAAAGGAGUCAUCUGACAUACCUGCUUGACCUUUUUGCUACAUUAUGUACCCACAGAAGAACCCAAAAAAAUUCUCAGUCAACCAAGGCAUCACAAAGUAAACCUUGAAAAAAUUUAGAGCAUAGACCACAACCCCCUAGAAGCCAAGUAGUAUUGAAGAAGAUGAUUAGUGCUAUCUUCCACCUUCUUUUGGAAAUAGUCAGUGUUAACAAAAAUAUUUACUAAAUAUUUAUAGCGGUAAAGGUCGGGAUGAAGGAGGCAGAACCUGUUGUAGUUGUGGUUUAUGAAUAAAUCUAUGACCUCUGAAGUUUGACUUAUCAUAGUUCUUUUGAUUUUUUAGCUUUUUUGUCUUUGUUCUUAUGUCAAAGAAAAAUAUCUUUCAUCUAAUUUGCAUCUAAAUUUAGUUUUUCUUUGGAACCAAAAAAAUGUACAUAAAACGAAAUAAUAAUAAUAAUAAUAAAGAAUUUGUGUUUGGAAGUGCACUUGACACUAAUAAUUUGGAAGCAAGAGAACAAAAAACUUCCUCAGUGCCUAGAUAAAAACAUUGUUUUUUUCACUUAUUAUGCAUUUCUAACACCAUCACCCACAUACCUCCACAACCAUUGCAUUGCCUCUCAUCACUAAUGGUGUCACCAUUGCGACAACCUUUACUGCUUACCACCAUUAUAAUCUUCACCCAUUUGUUGUUGCCAUGGUGACAACCUUUACCGCUUACCACCAUUAUCAAUUUCACCCAUUUGUUGUUCUAGACAUUCUCUACACAACUAUCAACGUUUGCAAUCUGAGAUUUAUUCUGAAGCUUUUUGAAGGAGCCUCUAGGAUUAAAAUUCAUAUAAAUAGAAGUCCCAUGAUAUCAAUAAAGAAAAUUCCACUCUGGGAAAAAAAGGAAAAUUGCGUGGUAAGAAGGUUAGCUUGUGUCUAAGUGAGCGGCCUCUCAAAUAUCUUAGUUUUGCAUUAAGUUUAGGUCAUUUUGAAUUCGUUAUCCAGUUGUUGAAAGGUAUCUAAACAUCUUGAUUAUCUCUACGGUAAGGAUCACAUUCUUACUUUGUCUUGGUUUCGACAUCCACAUGUAUAUUCUUAAACCCUUCCCCCUCCCCUUCUCUCCUCACUUACCCCUUCAAAAAUGCCCCCUUGUUGCAGAUAUGAUUAAAGGGGGCAAAAUAAAAAACUUUUUCUGGUUUGAGGCAUGGAGUAAUAAAGAAAUAAUUUGGUGAAUUGUGAGACUGUUGGACUUAAAAAGUGGGCUACGAUUGGGAAAUAUAGUCUUGAGGAACAAUGCUCUGUUAAGGAAAAUAAUGUGGAUGUUUCUGGUAGUGCUCUAUGUGGCAUGUUGUGAUUAGCAUUAAGUAUGGUCUUCAAGACAGACGGGUGGGGAUCCUGGCCAAGAUGUUAUGAUUUAUGAAUAAUCAUUUGUGUCCUUGAAAAGCUUACCUAGUAGCUAGUAGUCAUUGAUUUCUUCUGUUGCUAAAUUUUACAUUGGACGUAGCUGCAGAGUUUGGUUUGGAAAAGAUCUUUAGUGGGGAGAGAAUACAAAAAUUUAUUUCCUCAUCUCUAGAAUUUCUUCACGUCAUUGACCUCUUGUUUCUAAUUUGUUGUUUAUAACGCUCUCACACAAUUUUGAGUCUUAAUAUCUAUAGAAGAUGUUUGUAUUUCCUCUUCAAGAGAGGAUGAGAAAUGUUGGUGCUUCAUGCUUGGAUUCGGAUGUCCCCUUUCUAUUGAAUCUUUCUCCAUUUCCUAUCAAAAUUAGAAAACUCUUUUCCUUUUCAACUGAUCAAUCUCGAUUGGAGAGUCAGUGUUCCUUCUAAAGUUAAUGCUUUGGUUUGCUGUUGCUCAAUAUAAAAGUUCAACGAGAUGCUUCAGACUAGAAGGCCUAACAAAUCUCUUAGCCAACACAGUUGUGUUGUUUGCAGAAAGAACAAUGAAACUUUAAACCAUCUUUUCACUGUAAUGUCUCCUAUGACCUUUGGCUGAGACUUUUUGCUCUAGCAGGUUUUAGCUUGUUUGCUUCUUAGAUAUUCCAACGUAUCUUGAAAUGACAUUUGGAGGUUCGGACAGAAGGGAGUUAAGAUCUCAUUGCACUGUGCUAUCCUGGCACUGUUUUUGGUGUUCUAGAAUGAGUAUAAUGCUACAAUUUUUUUUGCGAUUAGGACAUCCUGCUAAAGAAGAUCUCGGAAGAGUCCCGUCUGUAUUAUCUUUCGAUGUCAGUCACAGGAGUGCUUCUAUCCUUGGUUUUUGGUAAUUGGAGGCUGUUAAUUCCUCUUGAUUUCUUGCCAAAACUGUCCAUAGUGUUUCGAAGAAAAAAUCAGAAUGAAAGUCAAGCUUAAUUUGAUGGCUGUUCUCUUGGCAACCCAAAACCAUAUAAGACCCAGUAAGUCAAUAACAUAACCUUAAAUAUGACAAACGAACCACUGAUAUCAUUUAUGUUUGAAAUUUUUAGAAUUAUUAAAAUAACCUUGACUCCUAAAGUUAAGAAAAUCUAAUUGAAAAAUAAAAAAGCCAUACUUAUAUAUAGGUAAUAUAAAAUAUCACCAUAGUUAUGUGAACCCAAAAAAAUAUAUAUUGCUAAAGGGAAACGAAUUUGAUCCCAUGAGGCCCAGUUUUGCAUGGUUUGAGAUCAAACCAAUUUUGAUAUUCCUCUCUUAUUUGAACGUGCUUUUUCUUGAGGCUAUAGGGAUUGCAUUGGUAACUUUAGCCAAUUAAUAUUUUCACUUUGUCAGCCACAUUUUUUUAGAAGAUUUGGCUCAUCAAUUUGAGGUUCAAUUGCAAGUUAAAAUUUACAGAAGGCUUGGCCAUUGUACAUAAUUUUGUUGUCCUAAUAGGGGUAACAUAUUUUGAUCAUGAAGUUAAAAUUGAUCAUGUUCCACAAAAUUAUCCAUGUAGUAUGGGAGUAAUCAUCAGCAAAAGUUACUACAACUAAAAUUAGUAAUACUUUCAGAAAGUUUCUGAUUGGUAGCAAUAAUGAGAAUGUAAAAUUGAAACUGAGACAAGGAAGGUAAUAUGUGGAUGGAUCCUUUCCCGCUAUAAAGGUGAAGAUUCAUCAGCAUUCAGCAACUCUGACCUUUCAAGCACUAAAAUGUUCUCUGAACUGCUGUAGAUUUGAUUCCCUAGAUGGGAAAAUGCAUUGUUGAGUUGAGUGGAUAUGAGUUUUAUAGUUGUGAUUCCUUUAAUGCUUCAAUUUCCAAAAUAUCUGCAGUUCUUGCACAAAGUACUUUUUUGGGGAUUUAUUUCUAAUUUCCAUUUCUUGUAUAGAUUCCUGCUUUCACUUUUGUCUCUUUCUAUGCAUGUUUAAACUGUUUUAGGAGAUAUUAUUGUUUAUUUACUAUAUUAUAUGCGAUUGUAACCAAUACUUGUGUUUACCGUCAGUAAAUAAUCUAUUUUCCUUGUUGAAUGUAAACAUAAAUGUUAAUCUUCUUCGUCUAUGGUAACCAAAAUCACUGCAUUCUCUUUGGUCAUUUAUUAGUCCUUUUCGUUGCUAUUAAUUGGAAAAGAAUAAUUGAAUUGAAAAAUAAAUUAGAAGGAAGGAGGAUCUAAUUUCUGGAUAAAUUUUCUUACAAGAAAAACCCAAAAGCAUAACCGGAAAAGCUGAAGCUUUGAGGGGUUGGUUUGAAGUUAAAAUUGGAGAAACUCGUCAGUGUGGGGUCCCUUUCCAAACUUCUAUACCUCUCAUCUGAAUACACUUAAAAUUAUUGUUUAAUAUUAAUUGAACUAUUUGCGAACAUGAUGUUCAUACGUAGACCUGCAAAAGGAUCAUAUUCGGACCAGAUGAGACUUGAUUUGAUAUGAAUCCGCUAAGAUUAUUUCUUGGUCCAAUCUGAUUUGAUAACCCGUUGGAUCAUUCACCAAGGAAUCCAUAUUCAAUACGUUAUUAAUUGGAUAUUUGAUCCAAUAACUCUAUUUUUUAAGAGUAUGAUUUUUUUGUUAAUAUAUAUAUAUAUAUAUAUAUCAAAAGGGCACGCAAACAAUGAUUAAAAAAAGAUAGAGAAUACGGAGAAGACAAAUUAAAUAUGGACAUGAGAAGAGCUGAAAAUUAAUUUUUUUAACUCUUUAUUUGAGAAAAAACACCAUGCAGUAGUUAAUAAUAGAAAGAGAAAAGAAUUAGAAAAAUAAUGAUAAAAAACUUAGAUACUAUGUUAUAGCAUUAAAUAAUAUAUAUAUAACAUAUUAUCCAUUAUAUUAUGUUGGAUUGGAUAUUAUCGGAUCAAACUGACCAUAAUACAUAUCCAGUUUGUUUAACUAACAGAUAUCCGAUCCAUAUGGAUAUUGUUAACAGGUUUUCGGUUUAACUGUUCAAUCUGUAUCCAACUUAUCGGAUCGGAUUCAGAUCAAAAUCCGAUACGUUGACAGACCUAAUCAUAGGUACUAAGUAAAACUAUUGUAUCCCAUAAUCUUGGUGAGGCUAGCAAUCACUUGUAGUGGCCAAUACGGCCUACAAAUGUCAUAUAACAGCACUUUGAGAUGCAAUGGCCUAUAACAGCCAACUUUAGCUGCCUAUUAGCUCGAGAAUAUAGUGACUUCUUUUUAGUCCUAUUUUGCAUUCUCCAUUUGCUUCCUUAAAACUCCUUUAAUAAUCUAGAGGCUAGAUCUAUGAUCUUUUAAGUUACACAACAAAAUUUCAAAAUUUUAUUUGUAAUCUUGAACCCAAGUUUUUAAACCAAAAAAUCAAGGAGUUUUGAGAUAGGAGCCUUAUUUGCAUUCAGUUAUUUUUCCUUUUUGUUUUUGACAAGUGCAGGACCAUAACCCGAGGCUCCGUUUUGAGAGUAGUGCAAGGUGCAAAGCUCAAAAUAGAUCUAGACGGGGUGAAAUGAUCUUGUUCAAUUUAACUAACAAUAACUUAUUUUUAAACUAUAAUUGUACUUAAAAUGUAGCAAUAUAAAUCAGUUAAAGGUACUUAUAAAAAUAUAUAUAUAAAUCAGUUAAAGGUAGAGAGUAGAAAAUAAAUUAACCAUGCAACCACACAAGAACACAUGAUUUUUAAGUGGAAAACCCUAGCAAGGAAAAACCAUGGGGCCUAGUUCAGGCAUCUCAAAUCUAUUAUUUGAAAGGGAUAUUACAUCCAAGGUUAACAAUUUAUACACACGAGAAACCCUAAUUACCUCUUGACACAAAUCCACUCCUCACACGAUCCUGUACUCCAUUCUGUGAUUUGAUCUCCAUUGUUGUCCAAGUUGCAUGUUCAUUGAUACUUUGGUGUUGAAUGCCUCGUAUAGUACAAGGAUUAUAAUAUUCAGCACCCUGAAUAGUAACUCACCAUCUAAUGCAAGAUAUAUGAAAAAUAAAAUAUGCUUUCUAUUUGUUGUGAAAAUAUGACACAUUUUUUCUUUUUUUUGGAAAAAAUCAUAUUAAUUCCAAUAAGCGCGAGGUCACAAGUUCAAGUCUGAGGGUAGUCACUUUGUGCAAAAUAAUGUCAAAUGUUAGGUCUAUCUCCAUUUUUUUCCUCCUAGCACCCCAUAUAGGUAGGACAUACAUGGGAUAAUGAACUUUUAUGUUAUUAAGCUAUGUGAUAUAUAUCCAUUGUUUAGGUGCACUUUCUUGUAAUUCCCUGCAUCUAAUAUUUGCUUAAAAUUUUAUCUGAGUUUUAAACUUUUGACUUUAGUUUGCAUGCCCAAUAUUUGUGGUUAUAGUCCUGUUUCCAAGUAGAAAUUUUUGACUUCUACAUUCGGUUUUGGUGUUAGUUGUUUGAUAUUUUUAUCUUGAUAAAAUGACUUCAGACAAUGAUAUUUUUUCACUUAGCUUGUUUAUACUGCAAUGACUUUAUAUUACCUACUUAAAUUUAUUUGUGUAUGCAUAUAAAGAUGCCUGUUAAAUGUUGUGCUAAGUGAAUUACGCUCAUUCCUCAAACUCUUGCACCCUACUUUUUCUUCUUUACCAAAGAGGGACAGAGCGAUGUUUGGAAUGGAGUCGAUGAAGGUGCAUUGCUUACAGGAAAAUGGAAUUUUUGCUACAAAAUGGAAAGAGUAAAAAAUCGUGAGGGGCUCGAUUUUUUGAUGUGCUAGGUCAUAUUUAUUGAGAUGUGGUGCCUAUUUACUAGGAAAUGUAUAUGACGAAUAAAUUCAUUGAUGAAAGGCCUUUAGUGCAUAUUGGGGUUUUUUUUUCUUCCCGUAAGUUAUAUUGGCUUUCAUGUGGUCUAACGAAUCAUAUUAGUGAGGUCAGAGGUUUGGUUAUGCAUAAAAAGAUGCUAGGCUAUGCCGAGGUUGCUGACAUAAUUUCUGAUAGAGGAUGGGAAUAGCCUGUCUCUCAUGCUGAGAACAUUAGAGAUAUUGGUACCUUGAUUAGUCAAUUACAUGUUCCUUCUGGAAUGGGGAAUGAUGCUGUUGUAUGGUCCAGCUCUAAUAAACCUUUUUCAGUCAAUGAUGCCUAUGACUAUGCAUACACUCAUAAUCUAGGAAGCACAAACAUUGUCAGAGGUGCCGUGGCGGUGUCGCUGUCGCACACAAACGUGAACACACAGGGGACAUAGCUCGGAUACGCAGAGACACAGUCGAGACACGUUUUGGGUUGCGAUGGGGUCAGUUUGUAAAUGUUUUUUUAAAAAACUAUGGGGAUCAGCUCGAAUUUUAAAAUCUAAUGGGGGAAUGAAAAUAUAAAAAUUAGGCUUUAAAGCCCAAUAUCAACAUUAGUGUAUUCAUAUCUUCUGUUAGUUCUUUUGCCUGAACCAUUGUUGUCACUUCUCAUAUCAAAAUGUAAGCCACAUCAAUGAGAGAGGAGGUGAGAAGAAGAAGAAAAAGUGGAGAAAUAGAAUAAUAGAAGAAAAGUGGAGGCAUUUCCUAGAAUGUGUAUGUUAUUAUUGAGAAAUAGAAAAGAAAAAUUGUGUAAUAAUAUACAUAUACAUAUAUAUAUAUAUAUUAUUUUUAUUAUUAUUAUUAUUAUUAUUUAUGUAUGUCUUAUUUUUUUUUAGAUUUAUGGUAUCACUGUGUCCGUAUCGUGUCGUACCCAUGUCCAUGCUUCCUAGCUCAUUAUUAUGCAUAGGACAAUGUCACAAUAGAGUUCUUACUUUAACUUCCCCAGCUCCAUGGUUGCCAAAUUAUAUUGCGUUAUUUAUUAAAAAUUUGUUGUGAUAUAGAUUUAUAAUUUUAUAAGAUUCAUUGUUGCUUUUACCUUUUAUAAGCAAGACUAGAUCUGGAUCUAUAUGGGAGACAAUCUUAUAAUGAUGGAGAAUGAUUGCCUGCCUGAUAUACUCGUAAUGAGAACAACACCGAAGCCAAUGAUGACUAGAUGUUGACCUCAUGGGUUUAUGGAAAGUGAUUCUUCUUGUUAAGUGCAUGGGUGUUAACUAAAUGAAUUGGACAUGUGGUCUAAGUGCACGCGAGGGAUUCUUUCUAGUCCAAGGCCGUGAUUUGCCUUGAUUGUUGUGUGAAACCAUGUUUGAGGCAACCAAUUGAAUUCUGGACAUGUUUAGUGCUUCUCAAUGUAGCCUGAUAUUAAGGUCGGUUACAUUAAAGUUUGAUUUGAAGUUUUAAUUAUGAUUGAACAUCAGUUGUUGUUUAGGAGAUAUGGAAAAUGAGGAAAACUCACAUUACGAGCUGACUUUGGAGCCUCUCAGGGCGAUGGUGCUAGAUGCCUGACUUCUAUGAAGUCUGAAUCCUAGCAGAUGUAUUCUAAAGAGUCCUAACUGGGGUGGGACUGUAAUUAUGAUGGAUGACUAAUUGGGACUGAGGUGUCACAAAUGGCUCUACAGACACCAGAAGUUUACAAAGCAUUUGUUCCAAAUUGUAGCAAACAGCUAAGGACCUGUUUAGAGGUAAUGAUAUCUAGAAUUCCUCAUUAUCAUAAUUCCAUUGUGCAGGAUAAACCUUGUGAUAUAUGCGGUGAUAUUGGUGUUGUGGAGGCAAUAGUUACUUGUUCUCAGUGCAGAAUAGCUUGUGAACACCUUUACUGCAUGAAAAUCUAUACCACAGAUGUACCAGAAGUCUGGAUUUGUGAAGCAUGUGAACUGAGCACUGAGACGGCUUCACUGAAAUCUGGCGUGAACGAAGAAUUGCCUAAUGCAGUGUACCAUGAUACUACAUGUUCUGCAGAUUCGAAGAAACUUGCAGAUAAUUCAGGGAGGCGGAUUUGUUUUAAAAUGGAAAAGACUGUUACUGGAAAAGUGAAAGAAAUUUCUGCUCAAGAAGUUAUAAUGCUAGCUUCAGGAGCUAGGAAAUCUGAGUCCCCUUCGAAGGGCAAUUUACACUCAAGCCCUGGGCGAUCAAAAGCUAUGGUAUCUAUGUCCAUGAGGACUCCAGUCAAGACCAAAGCUACUCAUCCAAAAUUCUCCUUGUAUAAGGUCAAAGAAAAUCCUAGGUUUAGACUCCCGGAGCAUUUUAAGCCUCCCAGACAUGGCAACGACCAAAUCAAUUCAGUAGUUCAACCACAAGCAACUGAAAGAUCAAAAGAACUACAAGGAAAUAGAGCUGUUCUAGCUCCGAUGACGCCACUUAUUCACAAGGGACAGCCCAUGGUUGUCCUUAAGCGUGCUGUUGAAAUUGAAUCUACUUGCACAAAUGUAGAAAAGGCAACGUGUAACGCGUCGUAUGCAUCUUCACUGUCAAAACUUUGUCCAACUAUUGUCAGUUCAGGUGAUAACAUUUGCACUGAUGUGGUGGAGCCAAGGAAUUCCAGUGCUGAGAAUGGGGACUUGUUGCUUAAAGCUGACAAAUGUUUUCCGAGUCAUCCGGCUCUUGAUGCAUCUUGGAAGGGAAGCUUCAAAAUUCUUGAUCCUGUUAAACAUGGGGAACUCACUGAUGGGUUACAUGCUCAUCCUCCAUCCAGAGUUCGUCAAAAAGUAUACGAGUUCUCUAAGCGAAUGCCUAGAAUUCUUCAGUUUGAGCUGCUUCCACGUUGCAAAUUUUGGACUGAUAUGUUCCGGAAUGAUUAUCCUGAUACGGAUGAUAUUGCGUUGUAUUUCUUCUCUCAUGAUAGUGGGAGAUCUGAGGAUUAUGUCUUCCUCCUGGAGUACAUAGAGAGGCAUGACUUGGUGAUGAGAAGUAACAUGGAUGGCAUAGAAUUGCUUGUUUUGACAUCUAAACUUCUUCAUUUGAAUUCUCAGAGAUUGAAUGAGAAAUACUUUUUAUGGGGAGUUUUUCGUCGAAUGAAAAAAUAUGAAGCUAUAUCAAAGGAACAUGGGAAAAUACCAACUGUUUGUGCUUCAGACAGUACACAUGAUAGUCUUGCUACUGGGGAGGACAGUGAGGUUGUUGACAUGGAAAUUGACAUGGUAGGUGGAAAAGAUGUGGGAAGAGUUGAUAUCGCAAUCCUGAAAGAAUCAAUUAAAAUAGGUUGUGGAGAAACUGCUACUUCAAUCUCCUUACGUGGGUCAGAUGUGAAGAAUCCAACUGUUUCAACAAAGAUGGAUUUCACCAAUAAACUUCCUUUAUUAGAAUUGAAAAUGAAAUCAUGCCCCGACAUUCCUCCAGGUUUCGAGGAGGCUUGUAGGCUAAAAUCCCACGGUUCGUUUAGAGCUACAGUUAAAGAGGAAAAACAGCUUCAAAAAGCUAUCAGCCCAGCAAAGGAAAAUAUGAGCAUGGAAAAAGUUCCAGAAGCCUCUGGAGGCAGUAAUUCGCGACCUGAGCCUAUGGAAGAUUCCGAUUUACUAGGAGCUCAGGAGAGGUACCAUCAGGUUUCUGCUCAUGGUCCUAUUGCUGCCUGUUCCUCCCCUUCCUCAGUAAGAUUUCCACACUUCACUGCGACGGUGAAAGAAGAAGUUGCAUAGUCUGAAUUUUAAAAAAAAAUCCAUGAACAGGCGAUGAAGACUGUACAGCGGAAGCCUUGGUGCUGGGCAAACAAAUAUCUCAGAUAUUGUUCUUUCCCCACCACAUUUUGUAGUGCUUGGUAUACUUGUAUAUCCCCUUCCUUGAGCAGGUACUGGUGUUCUAAGAUUAUAACUUUUUCCCUCUGGUGUAGCUGUGUGUUGUAACUUCCUGUCCUCCUGGGAUGAUGCUUCCAUGGUUGAUCGAUGGCUGACAUAAUCAGUAUCUUGUUUAGCCUCUUUCCGUGUGUGUGUUUAUUAUGCGUUGGCUUGGGCAUCCAUAUGGACAUGCAAAGAAAGAGGAACGGAAUAUUUUUAACUGAAAAUAUAGUCAGGUUCUAUCUUUGUUGUGCGUACAGAAUUUUGGCCUACUCUGAAAUCAUUAAUUUUGAGGAGUAUGAUAUUCUGGUAUAACCAUUUUUCUGGGUACCAUUUAUUGGAUUAGCCUCCAAGGUGAUGGAAUUUAUCUUUUAUCGUAUUUAUGUGAAGAGGGGCUGAAACUGUUCGGUGA